This is a messenger RNA of Pogonomyrmex barbatus (red harvester ant), 1188 nucleotides long. RefSeq names its product L-lactate dehydrogenase A chain. Gene Ontology annotation, molecular function: L-lactate dehydrogenase (NAD+) activity. NCBI's taxonomy places the organism in Eukaryota, Metazoa, Arthropoda, Insecta, Hymenoptera, Formicidae. The record is from RefSeq and is a predicted model, not a curated record. Gene Ontology annotation, biological process: pyruvate metabolic process; lactate metabolic process.
AUGGCUGACGAACGAUCAGACACAUCUAAGAGGGAUGAUAUUCUAAAGAAUUGCAACAACAAAGUCGACGCCAAAGUGCCAGAUGAUGUUAAAUAUGACGACGUCGAUAAAAUUCCGAUCACGACAACUACCACAAAGAAUGCUUUAAUAACAAGACAGCUGGGAGAAUGCGAAGCCUACCCGCAUUGUAUUAAAAUUUCGAUUAUUGGUACAAGAAAAGUUGGAAUGGCUUGCGCGAUUGCAAUUUUGAUGAAACGCAUAGCAAGUGAGGUAUGUCUGAUCGAUCAGAAUUUGGACAAGGCUUCUGCCGAAGCCGAGGAUAUUCAACACGCCGGUAUUUUUUUAGGAUGCCCGCUGGUAAUUGGCACGUCAGCUCUACAAUCGAUUUCAGAUAUCUACAAGAUAAAAGAUUCAACAGUAAUAAUAAUAGCGGCUUGCGAAAGGAAAUCCGGCGAGGAGUUAAUUGUGAAACGCAAUAUCGAGGUGUUCAAGAAGAUUAUCCCUACAAUUGCAAAGCUGGCUUGCAAGGCGGUGUUAUUAGUUGUAACUCAACCGAUCGACGUGAUGUCGUACAUCACCUGGAAGUUGUCCAAGUUUCCUUCAAACAGAGUACUUGGUACGGGGACUCUACUCGAUAGCUGCAGAUUUCAGGAUUUACUGAGUCGGAAGUUGGGGCUGGCUCGUACGUCGAUCAAUUGUAUAAGUAUCGGUGCGCAAGGCGACACGUCUGGUACCUUCCAACAUCUGCUGUUUUACACAGUUCCCAUAUGGUCGAGCGUUCACGUAGCGGGUACGAAGAUACGCGAUAUAAACCCGCAAAUGGGUGAGGCAGAUGAUCCCGAGAAGUGGCGUGACAUCUCCGAAGCUGUAAAUAAAACGUCAGAAAGGGGAAAAGGGCCGAGCUGCUGGGCUCUCGGCUUCUGCACCGCUGAGAUCGUCGACGCCAUUGUUAGAAAUACUAAAGCCGUAUUACCAGUAUCAACGUAUAUACACAGUUGCACUCACGGGACUGACAAAGACGUGUACAUGUCGGUACCUUGUGUUCUCGGUCGAGAGGGUGUGUGCGCCAUGGUACGACAGAAGCUAAACGACCGGGAAAAGACGGCGAUACAACGGUGCGCCGACAGCAUCCGCGGUGUGCUGCGUGAGUGCGGCAUUCUUCGCGAGUCGAGCGACGUUGAAGAGUGA